Molecule: messenger RNA, 5055 nt
Organism: Eublepharis macularius
Lineage: Eukaryota; Metazoa; Chordata; Lepidosauria; Squamata; Eublepharidae
Gene: RPF2
Product: ribosome production factor 2 homolog
Exons: 11
Coding region: 249-1067 (272 amino acids)
Biological process (GO): ribosomal large subunit assembly; maturation of LSU-rRNA from tricistronic rRNA transcript (SSU-rRNA, 5.8S rRNA, LSU-rRNA)
Cellular component (GO): nucleolus
Molecular function (GO): rRNA binding
Source: RefSeq, a predicted model, not a curated record
CUUCCGGCGUACGCAUGUUUGCCAGGUCCACGUGAAUGUAGGAGAGUGUUCGGUUGAAAUGGACUCACUGGAUCGAGUGGUCCCAUGCUUUGAGAUGGGGAGUUGGUGAUAAGAGCAUUCUUGACUGAUAAUACAGCUUUUCUGUAGUGUAGCUACAAGAUGCAUUUAAUUGGAAGCCUAAAACAAAGAGGGCAAAAAGGUUUCUUGAGAAAAGAGCACCAAAGCUCACAGAAAAUACAAAGAAUGCCAUGUUCAUAAAAGGUGGAAAUGCAAAUUCAGCAGUCACUGAAGCACUCAAGGACAUUUAUGCUCUGAAAAAGCCCUUUGCUGUCCUAUAUAAAAAAAAAAAUAUUUCAAGACCCUUUGAAGAUCCAACAUCAUUGGAAUUUUUUUCCAAGAAAUCAGACUGUUCUCUAUUCCUGUUUGGAUCACAUAAUAAGAAGAGACCUAAUAAUUUGACAAUAGGUCGUAUGUAUGAUUAUCAUAUUCUGGAUAUGGUUGAGCUGGGCAUUGAGAAGUUUGUGCGUCUCAGAGAUAUCAAGAAUAGCAAGUGUCCUGAAGGAACAAAGCCCAUGUUGAUAUUUGCGGGUGAUGCCUUUGAUUUAAGUGAAGACCAUCGAAGAUUAAAAAGUCUACUCAUCGAUUUCUUCAGAGGUCCUGCUGUGCCCAGUGUCCGCUUGGCGGGUUUAGAGCAUGUUCUUCACUUCACAGCUGUAGAUGAAAAAAUCUAUAUGAGAAGUUACAAAGUAUUGUUGAAGAAGUCUGGUUGCAAAAUACCAAGGAUUGAACUUGAAGAUAUGGGACCUUCGCUAGAUUUGGUGAUAAGGAGGACACAUUUGGCUUCAGAUGAUCUUUAUAAGUUAUCCUUAAAGCAGCCCAAAGCUCUCAAGCCAAAGAAGAAGAAAAAUAUUUCCCAUGAUGUGUUCGGUACAAAAUAUGGACAGAUCCAUAUGCAGAAACAGGAUCUGGAUAAACUGCAGACUAGAAAAAUGAAAGGAUUAAAGAAAAGACCAGCUGAAAAGAAGACUGGGAAUGAACACAGUCUAAAGAAAGCAAAACUGGGAUAAUAAACUGGAACUGAACUGAGUAAUUGAGUUUGCUGCUGUUAAAUCCUUUGAAUGCCAUAUAUGGCUGAAAUUAAUUUCAGUAAACAUUUUGAACAAAUAUCUUCUGAGAACCACUUAUUCUGCAUAUAUUAUCAUCCCUGAUCCUUGUUAUCAUUUAACUUUCCAGAAUCUAUACUUAAGUUUUAAAAAUAGUAUCGUCACUUACAGGAAUUGAAAUAUAUUUGUAACUCUGAGUAAUUAAAGAAAACUUAUGUCCUCUUUUAAAAAGCCAUUAUUUAGUGUGUGUAUACUUCAAACAAGUACUUCUGCAGAUUAUUUAUGGGAUCUGGAAUGCUGAGUGUUUGGAACUAUCGGUUGUAAUAUAGAAUUAACAGACGAUGUAGCAACAAGGAGUUCCACAGUGCUUUGGCCUUGCAUACUUCAGUAGGGGUGUACACCUAAGAAUAUAUUUGGAAAAACCCAAAUCUCGAAGCAGCAAGCUGCUUCAGGAUUUGGGUAUUUAAACUGCUUCAGUAUUAUUUGGUAAGAUUUGACCAUUAGUUUCCAAUGGGAAGUGCUGUUCCUGGAUAUCCGGGGGCUUGGGAGGGGCAUUUUCUUACCUAAUAAUACCAAAGUUGCUGGGGACCAUCUUCUAACUCUCCUCUCAUGACCACCCAAGUUUCAGGAAGAUUGGACUUCAGGGGGUCAUGUUAGCCCCCACCCCAAAGAAAGUGCUCCAUCCACCUCCAAUCUCCAUUAUUCCCUAUGGGGAAAACUAGAGGGGUUUCUAGGUGGCUGGCGGUGGCAUUUUGCAAGCAAAAUGCACCAACAUUUCUGGGGACCUACUCCUCCCUGUCCUCUAAUGACCCCCCAAAUUUCAAGGAGAUUGAACUUUGGGGGGCUAUUUUAUAGCCCUUCAAAUAAGGUGCCCCUAUCCUCCUCCAAUCUCCUUUAUUCCCUUUGGGGAAAAUGAGCGGGGGUUUCUGGGUGUUUGGGGGUAGCAUUUUGCAAGCAAAGUGCACUAAAUUUGCAGGGGACCCACUCCUACCUGUCCUGUAACAACCCUCCAUGUUUCAUGGAGAUUGGACAAAAAGGGGCCAUUUUAUAGCCCCCCCCCAAAGAAGGCGACCUUAUCCUCCAGUUUAAACCCCUGCAGAAUUUUUAAAAAGGCACUCUCCUUCCAGAGAAUCCCCAUUGGUUGGAAGGUGAGCUGCUGCAGGGAUUGGCCACUCUCAAAGUCCCCCUCCCUUCCCUGAUCCCUCUCCCUCCUCCCCCUUCUGACUCUUACUCCAACCUCCUCCUCUCCCUCCCAUCAAGUAAAAUAGGCACGAACUCUGGUGGGAAGCACUUUUUCUCUUGCUGUUAAGGAACGACAAGGGAAAGAGUGCUGCUAUGUUACCUGAAGCUUACUGAACUUUUGCUUUGAUAUUAGCGAAUAGCUUCAGCAAUGCCGAGGCUGAUUCAGUAAUAUCAAAUCUUGCCAAAUCAGGCCCGAUUCAGGUUAAAAACCCAAAUCCCGAACCCGAAGCACACAUCCCUAUCCUUCAGUCACCAACUUGAGUUUGCACUCUACUACUGUUUACAUGACCUGAACUAAAAAAGCAUGGGGAAAUGCCAUGUAUCUUAUACCAAGAAUUUGUAUCUCAAAAGUUUUCCUGGCAAAAGUGAUCAUAUCAGUUUGGUAUUAUAACAUCAGAAGAUCAGUAGAAAAGAGCAAGAGUCCAGUAGCACCUAUAAGAAUAACAAAAUUUGUGAAGAAGUGAGCUGUGGCUCAUGAAAGCUCAUACCCUACCACAAAUUUUGUUAGUCUUAUAGGUGCUACUGAACUCUUUUCUACUGCUACAGGCAGACUAACAUGGCUUCCCAUCUUGAUCAGCAGAUCAGAAAGCACAAGUGACUGUUUCUCUACAUUUUCUUUGUGAGGUCUUCCCUCAUUGUGAGAGGGCCAUCUUUCCAAAGCAGGAAUUAUUCUUUUAUCUUGCUGGAAAGGAAGAUGCAGGAAUUUGAAUAUUACAGAGAAGUAUAGAGAACAUCAAGUACUUGUGUUUAUGGUCAUCCAUCUCUGUUCUGUGCUCGGUAGGCUGGCCUGGUUUGGGCUCCUCUGGAGUAGAACCACUGGCUUGGCUGGCGGGACUCAGGAGCUCAGGGUGGCCUGUGCUUGGAGCUGGAGCACAGGGCUUGUGCCUAGUGGACCGGUUGAUCCAGCUAUUCAGUCCUCUCAAGCCGUAGUGUAAAUAGGCUGGGUGGUGAUCUGGCUCAGCUGCAUCUGCUGGCUGGUACUGCGGCUCUUGAGGCUUUGCUGGGCUCUGGCCAGGAUCUUGUGAGGAAUUAUCAUUUUCAGUGUUCUCUGGAUCUACAGGGAGGUGGCAUACAGCCAGCCUGGCAAUUUGCCCCUUCCAGGCCACUUCAGCCUGGGCUCUACACUGCCACCAUUCCUGUGGAGUAGAAAGAGGGUCUGGGAGGCUGUGGACCCAGUUUUGUGUCCUGCCUGGCAGAGGCCUAAUAGUUAUCUCGGGCUGGGGAGGAAACUUGACACGUGCUGUUUUUGCUGGCAGCUCUCUGCCACAUUCAGACGUCUGCUCCAGUUCUCAUGCAAUUCAGCCUUCUCACACAUGUGACCUUUCAAGUCACCGGACAUGUAAGGAUGGGUAGAGAAAGAUGUGCUUUGUGGUAGACUUAUAACUAUGCAAUUUCCUUUCUCUUGCAAUUUUGCAAAGCAUCUUCCAAGAAUAGUAUAAUACCUCUUUUUUACUAUUAUUUUUGGUAUCUUGUUUUUUGCAGUUAAGAUUUUUUUAUCUUAGUUGUUGUAAGGUGAUUCUCAAUGGUUGCUGUAAAAUUUUCAACAUUACUUGCCUUAAGCCUUUGAGGUGCAAAGAGUUAGAUCUACAAAGAAAUAAAUAAUCUUAAGCUUUGCUGCCAAUGCACCACAGAAGGAUCCCUGUUGCAAAAAUCUUUCAAGGAAGCUAAGUGGUGCUGUUAAUGAGAGCUGGGUUUGAUUCAGUUCUUUGCACCCAUAAUUUACACAGUGAAAGGGCUCAUACAACAAAGCAGAUUGUUCCUGUAAGUCUAUAGUUCACAGACCCAGAUCCAUUAUAAGCUUACUAAAGCUGAGAGCUUUAGUAGGAUUUGAAAAAAGGAUUAGACAGUUAUAUGAAUGAUACUCAUAGAAGCCAUCAGGACUCAGAAACCCUUAGCAGUGGAAAUCAAUAUAGAAAGGACCAUCUUUCUAGGGGUACAGAAUCUUAUUGUGGUGGUGGAGAGUGCCGUCAAGUCAUAGCUGGCAACUUCUGCUGUGAUUUUCAACGCAAGACACUAACAGGUGGUUUGCCAUUGCCUGCCUCUACAACCCUGGUCUUCAUUUGAGGUCUCCCAUCCAAUUACUAACCAAAGCCAACUCUGCUUAGUUUCCAAGAUCACACUUGCCUGGGUUAUUACUGAAAUUAUUAUUAAACAGUGAUCUUUGCUUAAGCAGCCUGCCUGCUUCUCUGUGGAAACAAGCCAUUGAGCGUCAAACUUUGAUGUGCAAGUUAUUCAUCUCGUCUAAGUUUUAAAGUCAAUAGGCUGACUGGCCAGAAAAAGACAGCAAUAUAACUAAAAAGUUAUUGCUGUUCAAUAUGCAUUAAAAACAUACGGUGUUUAAUUGCAGCUGCUAUGUAUUUACACACAUCUGAUGUUACGUUAAAAUCCAGGUCUGCUGACAGAGUCAUUAAAUGACAAUUAAAAGAAUGAACAGGCUUCUUAUUCAGAUGAGGAUCCAGAAAUUUUCUUCUCAGAUCCAAAUAAAUUACACAGAAAAAGAAGAAAUGCCUAAUAGUUUCUACCAAAGAUUUAUUACAGAUACAAACUUUAAAUACCCUAUCUGUAAAACAUCCAUGUAGUUGUGAUGUUUAAUAUAUACGCUUAUAGGACGAACUAUUGUUAUUGUACAUUAUUAACUUUACACUGUUAUUUCCUUGAAAAGUUGUAUUGAUAUCUUGUUUAUUAAUAAAAAAUUAUUUUAAAAAAAACA